GAAGCGAGCAAGAUACAACACGAAAUCGAUCUUCUUCUUUCUUCUUCUUCGUCUUCUUCCCCGUCGUCUGCUGAACCAUUUGAUCGAUCUCUCAGAUAAGGUUCUCAGGUUUUAAGUUACUUCUAUGAGACGGAUACGCUGCAAUUGGUGCUUCAUGUCUAGGUAAUGAAGGCUUUAUGUGAUAGAUUUGUUCCUCAACAAUGUUCUUCAUCAAGCAAGAGUGAUACGCAUGAUAAAUCCCCUUUAGUUUCAGAUUCAGGACCUAGUGAUAAUAAGUCCAAGUUUACCUUAUGGUCAAACGUCUUUACGUCUUCUUCCUCAGUUUCUCAACCGUAUAGGGAGUCUUCAACUUCUGGGCAUAAGCAAGUUUGCACCACUCGUAAUGGUUGGACAGCAUUUGUAAAAAGAGUCUCUAUGGCUACUGGCGCAAUUAGGAGAUUCCAGGACCGUGUUUUAGGGCCAAAUAGGACUGGUCUGCCGAGCACAACAAGUGAUGUAUGGCUCUUGGGUGUCUGUUACAAAAUAUCCGAGGAUGAGGCCUCGGGGGAAACCAAUACUGGCUGUGUAGUGGCUGCAUUUCAACAAGAUUUUUCAUCCAAAAUACUGAUGACAUACCGUAGAGGUUUUGAGCCCUUUAGAAACACAACAUAUACCAGCGAUGUGAACUGGGGUUGCAUGAUUCGAAGUAGCCAGAUGCUUUUUGCUCAGGCGUUGCUUUUCCAUAGGCUGGGGAGGUCUUGGACUAAGAAAUCUGAGCUGCCUGAACAGGAAUACUUAGAGACCUUGGAACCUUUUGGUGAUUCUGAGUCUUCAGCUUUCUCCAUCCACAAUCUUAUAAUAGCUGGAGCGUCCUAUGGUCUCGCUGCUGGGUCAUGGGUAGGACCGUAUGCCAUUUGUCGAGCGUGGGAAUCAUUAGCAUGCAAGAAGAGAAAACAAACUGAUUCUAAAAACCAGACGCUUCCUAUGGCUGUUCAUAUUGUUUCUGGCAGCGAAGAUGGAGAGAGAGGUGGGGCUCCAAUUCUCUGUAUAGAAGAUGCUUCCAAAUCUUGUCUAGAAUUCUCAAAAGGACAGUCUGAGUGGACACCGAUUCUCCUUUUGGUCCCACUGGUUCUUGGGCUUGACAGUGUGAAUCCCAGGUACAUUCCAUCUCUCAUAGCCACAUUCACUUUUCCUCAGAGCGUGGGUAUUUUGGGUGGCAAACCAGGUGCCUCAACUUACAUAGUUGGUGUUCAAGAAGACAAAGGUUUCUACCUUGAUCCGCAUGAAGUUCAACAGGUGGUCACAGUCAACACUGAAACACCAGAUGUUGACACAUCCUCCUAUCAUUGCAAUGUCAUUCGUUAUGUUCCUUUGGAAUCACUCGACCCAUCUCUAGCUCUCGGAUUCUAUUGCCGCGACAAAGAUGAUUUCGACGACUUCUGUCUCCGAGCAUCAAAACUAGCCGAGGAUUCAAACGGUGCUCCACUAUUCACCAUAACUCAAACCCACAGCACGAUAAACCAAAACAACUACGGGUUUUCGGAUGAUGACAGCGAGGAUGAACGUGAAGAUGACUGGCAAAUGCUCUGAUCAUCAUCAUCAAACAUUUUAAC
Molecule: messenger RNA, 1592 nt
Organism: Arabidopsis arenosa
Lineage: Eukaryota; Viridiplantae; Streptophyta; Magnoliopsida; Brassicales; Brassicaceae
Source: the annotation of a GenBank genome assembly